Messenger RNA from Sinocyclocheilus anshuiensis, 1842 nucleotides. Its product is annotated as ATP-binding cassette sub-family G member 2-like. Gene Ontology annotation, cellular component: plasma membrane. The coding region runs from base 84 to 1559 and encodes 491 amino acids. Lineage: Eukaryota; Metazoa; Chordata; Actinopteri; Cypriniformes; Cyprinidae. Gene Ontology annotation, biological process: transmembrane transport. Gene Ontology annotation, molecular function: ATP binding; ABC-type transporter activity; ATP hydrolysis activity. The transcript has 14 exons. The record is from RefSeq and is a predicted model, not a curated record.
CAGGCCAGGCUCUAGUUGACAACACCAUUGUGACCUCUGACCUCAGACUCUGCUCUGCCUAUGUAGUCCAGAAUGGCAUUCUGAUGGGAACUCUGACUGUAAGAGAGAAUUUAGCAUUCUCUGCCAAUCUUCGCUUGUCACGCAAAGAGUAUUCCUCAGCUGACAAGAAGAUGAGGGUUGACUCCGUCAUUCAGGAGCUCGGCCUGAAAGAUUGCGCAGAUACUAAGAUCGGGACCAUGUUUUUGCGUGGUGUUUCUGGUGGAGAGAAGAAGAGGUGCAGCAUCGGGAUGGAGCUCAUCACGUCCCCCUCCCUCCUGUUCCUGGAUGAGCCCACCACAGGCCUGGACGCCAACACUGCCAACGCCAUCAUAGAACUGCUGCAGAAGCUCUCCAAAAAGGGUAAGACUGUGAUCUUCUCCAUUCACCAGCCGCGCUACUCCAUCUUCAGCCAGUUUGACCACCUCACACUCAUGAAUAAAGGAGAAAUCAUCUACGCAGGGGCCGCCAACAAAGCCAUUACCUACUUUGAGGACUUGGGUUACAAGUGCGAGCCAUUCAACAACCCGGCAGACUUCUUCCUGGACGUCACAAACCGAACCGUCCUUCCUCAAAUACACAACAAUCAAUCAGACAAGUGUAGCAGCAGUGAGGAGAUGGAGGAAAAUGAGAACCCUCUGGCGGUCAUUUACAGACAGUCCCCUCAUUUCCUCAAAGUAAAAGACAGACUCAGUCAGAUUUCAGAUGGGCUUGAGGUCACUAAAGGUGACAGGGUCGGUUACGCCACACCUUUCUAUUACCAGCUCAUGCUGGUGAGUGGCCGCACCGUAAGAAACAUUUGGAGGAAUCCUCAGACAUCCUACGCCCAACUCUUCCUCAACAUUUUCUUUGGUAUUUUAGUGGGACUGAUCUACUACCAGAUCCCACACACUUUACCAGAGGCUCUUCAGAACAGAACGGGAGCUUUCUUUUUUCUGGUCAUCAACAUGGUGUUUGGCAAUCUGUCUGCGGUGGAGCUCUUCAUCAGCGAGAGAGUGCUCUUCAUCCAUGAGAACUCGAGUGGUUUCUACUGCACCUCUGUCUACUUCCUGUCCAAAGUGUUUGCCGACCUCAUACCAAACCGCAUCCUCCCCGUCUUCAUCUUUUCUGCCAUCCUGUACUUCAUGAUGGGUCUGAAGCCUGACGUGGAGGCCUUCUUCCUGUACUGUUUGACCAUGAGUAUGGUCAGUCUGUCAGCGGUGAGCUUGGCCUUCCUUGUCAGUGCCAGCGUGGGCUCCUUUGCCAUGGCUAACAUCCUCAUCGCGCUGCCUUAUGUCUUAAUGAUGGUGUUUGGAGGUUUCCUAGUUAACCUGAAUUCAAUGCUGAGCUGGAUGUCCUGGCUGAAGUGGGCCAGUAUAUUCCGAUAUGGCUACAAUGCACUUGCCAUCAAUGAACUAAAAGAUCAAGUCUUUACCAGUAACUACACCAGCAGUGUGAGAGGUGACAUGUACCUGGAUCAUCAAGAGAUCGACCACAGCACUUGGGGCUUUUGGCAGAACCAGGAAAUCACACAUGUACAGUGAAAUAUGUCAGCCACACACAGAAUCCACAACUCGCUACCUCAGUUUCUUCAGACCUGCUACCUCCAAAACUACCUGUGACAUGAAGUAUAAAAUUGCUUGGAACUUUGUAAAUGUUUAAUUUUAUAUAAAAGUUGUAAACUAAAUACAGAUGCUGUGAAUGAUUAAAAAAGAAAAAAAAUGUAUGUCUCGCAUGUGCUUUUAUUUUGAUUGGUUUGGCAAAUUCCCUUAAAGAAACACUCCUGAUUUUUGAUUUUGAAAUUGUUGAAAAUAGGCUCAUUUUCCA